Molecule: messenger RNA, 9981 nt
Organism: Cervus elaphus (red deer)
Lineage: Eukaryota; Metazoa; Chordata; Mammalia; Artiodactyla; Cervidae
Gene: GSE1
Product: Gse1 coiled-coil protein
Source: RefSeq, a predicted model, not a curated record
CGUUCCGGGCGCGCUCGCCGCGGCGCCGCCGGGGGCUCGGCUGGCCGGGGGGGAGCCUCUGUGAGCGGAGCAGCGCCCGUGCCCGCCGCCAAACUUUGCGGCGCGCACACAUGCUCCAAGUUGGGCGCGGCGGCGGGCUGUGAGGGCCGCCCCGGGCGCGCGGGGGCCGGGACGGGCGGCGCGGCGCGGCCAUGAGCGGGCGGCCGGCGCCGGUCUCCCGCAAGCAGCGGCUUAUGGCAGCCGUGGGCGAGCGGACGGCGGGCGGCGGCGGUGCGCCGCUCUCCUGCUUCAUCUGCGGCGGCGGCAUCGGGCGCGGCAAGGAGCUGAAGCUGCAGGUGAAGCAGCCGGUGGCGGCGGCCGGCGCGGGGGCCCCGGCGCAGCCCUUCUUCCCGUUCCUGCAGCAGCAGGAGCCCGCGCCCGGUGCGCGCGAGCUGUCCCCGGCCGACGGCUGCGUGCUGGUGUGCGCCGUUUGCCGCUGCUUCCUGGGCGAGCAGUGGGCCGCCUUCGAGCGCGCCCGCACGCCCGUGGACAAGCGCAUGUACUGGCUCAAGCGUCCCCACCAGUGCGACGCGGGCGCGGGCGGGCGCCGCGGAGGCGCCGCGGCCCCCCGCGAGUGGAACGUCGCCUACGCGCUGGGCGGCGCGGACGACGAAGAAGAAGGCGGCGGACCCGGGCCCCGCGCGGCUGCCGAGGAGCCGCGAGACUCGGAGCUGUCGGAGCUAUCUGACACCGACCCCCUCUCUGAGCCUGACCCGGCGGCGCGCGACGCCCCCAGUCCCCACCAGGAUGGGGCGCCAGCUGCGCGCUCCGCCCCGGGGCCCGGGCCUCGCAGUGGCCGCUGCCUGGAGUGGAGGCCGGCGCUGGGACCCUCUCCGGGACAGGGUGCAGAGACCCUGGCGUCUGGGGAUGUGGAAGAGGAGGCAGCCCCCUCGAAGCUCCGCGUGGAUGGGGAGCCCAAGGCUGGCAUCCGGCGCCGGCGAAAGGGCCCCGGGAGGCACUGGGUCCCAGAGGCCCGGGCCAGCGUCCUGAGGGGCGUGCAGGAUCCUUGGCAAGGGCCUUCAGUGCAGGUGGCUCCUGCAGAGGGAACGAAAGGAGCUUCUUUGGGCAGGGUCGCCAAGACUCCCGAGAGCAGGCCACUGGGGGAGAGCUGUGGGGGCUACUGCAUGUCUGAGGACAGUGACAUCAACAUUACCAGCGAGGAGGAGGACCGCAAGGAGCAGCCUCUCCCAGGCCCCCGAGGCCCCAAAGACAAGGAAAAUGGUAGUAGUGGCCGUGCGCCCCGGGUUCCCCUGGAGAGCCGGGCAGCACCACCAGAGGGCCUUUGCUGCUACAUCUGCGGGUCUGCGCUGUCCCCGGCCUCGCAGCACCAGAUCCAUGUGCAGAAGCAGGAGAAGCUGGCCCAGGCCCCCUUCUUCCCCUUCCUGUGGCUGCACAGCCCGCCCCCCGGGGCACAGCCCAUCAGCGAGGGGGGUAGCACCCUGGUGUGCCCCUGCUGCUUCUCAUCCCUCAUGCAGCAGUGGCAAAGCUUCGAACUGGCCAGUGUGCCCGUCCUGCAGCGGCUCUACGUGGUGCCCCUGAACAGCCACGCUCCCGGCAUGGCCUUCAAGGGCAGGCGGCUCCUGAGGGAAGAGGGCCCCCCCACCGGGUCCCUGCCGGAGGCCUGCUACCUCUGCGGGGAGGACUGCACCCAGGACGCCCGGGCCGUGGCCUCCAGGAGCCUCAACGGCAACGCCAGGGCCUCCAUGCAUUUCCCCUUCCUCAGCCUCCUGCCCUGCCCGCCCAAUGCCCAGGGCCCCAACAAGCGCUGUGAGGUCCGCAGCUGCCCCAAGUGCUUCAGCGUCCUGGAGGACGUCUGGGCCCUGUACCGGGCCUGCCAGAACGAGGAGCUCAUCACCUCAGUGCAGGGCUUCCUGGGCAGGUACCACCAGGCCUUCUCUGCCUCCGACCCUACUCUCUCCGAGCCGCCCUUGUCAGCCCAGGGCAGCCCGGCAUCGGUCUGCUAUAUCUGUGGGGCUGAGCUGGGCCCCGGGAAGGAGUUCCAGCUCAACGUGAACCCAUCCAGCCGCUUGGGUGAGAAGGAGCCCUUCUUUCCCUUCCUCACCGUCUAUCCGCCUGCCCCGCGCGCCAGGCCUGCCGACGCCACCGGCCUGGUGGCCACCUGUGUGCUCUGCUACCACGACCUGCUGGGCCAGUGGCUGCGGCACGAGGCCCGCGGUGCCCACCACGCCGUCAGCCCCUGGUCUCGGCAGUACCGCGUGGAGACAUUUGUGUGCUUCUUCUGCCAGCAGGAGAAGAAGCGUUGUCUCGGGCUGAAGGCCGUGCGUGUGGCCCGGCUGCCCUUGUUUCUCUACACUCUGCGAGCGAGCCACAGCCUGCUAGUGGAUGACGGGCGGCAGCUGGUCAUCGGCGCCUGCACAGAGUGCGGGACCCUGGUGUGCGCUGGCCAGGGGCUCCCUCGCCAGGCACCCGUGGGCUGGAGCUCCCCGGUGGCAGCUGCGAGGAAGGUCACGUCUGCAUCUCUCGAGACAUCGACAGCCAUCCACCCUCCCGCCCAGGAGCCCGAGCCUCGGCCGGGUGCCCCAGCAGAGAGCCUGCCCAGGGGCCCCAGGACCAGCCAGGAGCAGGGGCCAGCCCGGUGUCAGCAGAGCAGCUUGGACGGGGCCGGCCCGGACCUCACGGGCACAGGCAUGAGCCAUGAGCCCAAGUCCCCUUCGCUAGGGAUGCUCUCCACCGCGACCAGGACCACUGCCACCGUCAGCCCCCUCACCCCCUCGCCGCUCAAUGGCGCCCUGGUGCCCAGCGGCAGCCCCGCCUCCAGCAGUGCGCUGUCGGCCCAGGCCGCACCUUCCUCCAGCUUCGCCGCCGCCCUGCGCAAGCUCGCCAAACAGGCGGAGGAGCCCAGAGGGUCUUCACUGAGCAGCGAGUCGUCCCCCGUCUCCUCUCCGGCCACCAAUCACAGCUCCCCGGCCAGCACGCCCAAGCGCGUGCCCAUGGGCCCCAUCAUCGUCCCCCCCGGGGGACACAGCGUCCCCAGCACGCCCCCCGUGGUGACCAUCGCCCCCACCAAGACCGUCAAUGGCGUCUGGAGGAGUGAGAGCCGCCAGGACGCCGGCUCCCGGGGCGGCGGCGGUGGCCGCGAGCGCCUCAUUGUGGAGCCCCCGCUGCCCCAGGAGAAGGCGGGGGGCCCGGCCAUCCCCUCCCACCUGCUCAGCACCCCCUACCCCUUUGGCAUCUCACCUAGCUCCGUGGUGCAGGACUCCCGCUUCCCACCACUGAACCUGCAGCGGCCUGUGCACCACGUGGUGCCCCCCAGCACGGUGACCGAGGACUAUCUGAGGAGCUUCCGGCCCUACCACACGGCCGAGGACCUCCGCGUGUCCUCCCUGCCUCCGCUCGGCCUGGACCCAGCCACCGCCGCGGCCUACUACCACCCCGGCUACCUGGCCCCGCACCCCUUCCCGCACCCGGCCUUCAGGAUGGACGACUCCUACUGCCUGUCAGCCCUGCGGUCCCCCUUCUACCCCAUCCCCGCCCCCGGCUCCCUGCCCCCACUGCACCCGUCGGCCAUGCACCUCCACCUCUCAGGGGUCCGCUACCCUCCUGAGCUCUCCCACUCAUCCCUGGCGGCACUGCACUCGGAGCGGAUGUCCAGCCUCAGUGCUGAGAGGCUGCAGGUGGACGAGGAGCUGAGGCGGGAGAGGGAGCGGGAGCGGGAGCGGGAGGCCGACCGCGAGCGCGAGAAGGAGCGGGAGCGCGAGCGGGAGAAGGAGCUGGAGCGGGAGAAGGAGCGGGAGCGGGAGAAGGAGCGGGAGCUGGAGCGCCAGCGGGAGCAGCGCGCCCGCGAGAAGGAGCUGCGAGAAGGAGCUGCCGCCAAGACGCUGGAGCCCGCCUUCCUGCCCGUGGCCGAGCUGCACGCGCUGCGGAGCCACGCCGCCGACGAGCGCGCCAAGCCCUCGGAGCAGCUCACCCCGACCCGUGCAGACAAGCUGAAGGACGCGGGCCUGCAGGUGCCCAAGCCGGUGCAGCACCCCCUGCACCCGGCGGCCGCCCCUCCCCACGCGGCGCCCGGCCUCCUCGCCGGCCACGGGCUCUUCUCGCUGCCGGGCAGCAGCGCGGCCACGGCCCUGCUCCUGCAACGCACCAACGAGGAGGAGAAGUGGCUGGCGCGGCAGCGGCGCCUGCGGCAGGAGAAGGAGGACCGCCAGUCGCAGGUGUCGGAGUUCCGGCAGCAGGUGCUGGAGCAGCAGCUGGACCUGGGCCGGCCGCCGGCACCCGCGGACCCCGAGCACCGGCCGGAGAGCGCCAGGCCGGGACCGACCCGCCAUGAGCCGGGCAGCCGCGAGCCCCCCCAGCACUUCGGCGGGCCCCCGCCACUCAUCUCGCCCAAGCCCCAGCACCCCGCGGUGCCCACGGCCCUCUGGAACCCCGUGUCCCUGAUGGACAGCUCGCUGGAGCCACGGCGCGUCCCCGAGGGCCACCCCCUGCACGGCCACCCCGCCCCGUUCGAGCCCAGCCGUCCAGCCGCUGUCCCACUAGUGAAGGUGGAAAGGGUCUACUGCCCGGAGAAGGCGGAGGAGGGGCCCCGCAAGCGCGAGGCCGCCCCUCUGGACAAGUACCCGCCGCUGCCCCGGGAGCCGGGGGCCCUGGAGCCGCAGGCCUUCCCACCAGGGCCCGGGCCCUUCCUGGCGGAGCUCGAGCCGGCCACCCCAACUGUCUUGGGCCAGCCCCGGGCCUCGCUUGCCCCGCCGGCCACCUUCGGGGAGCCCCCCGGACCCCUGAAGCCAGGCUCGCCCUACCGGCCCCCCGCCCCUCGGGGCCCCGACCCAGCCUACGUCUACGACGAGUUCCUGCAGCAGCGCCGGAGGCUGGUCAGCAAGCUGGACCUGGAGGAGCGCCGGCGGCGGGAGGCCCAGGAGAAAGGAUACUACUACGACCUGGACGACUCCUACGACGAGAGUGAUGAAGAGGAGGUCAGGGCCCACCUCCGCUGCGUGGCCGAGCAGCCGCCCCUCAAACUGGACACAUCCUCCGAGAAGCUAGAGUUUUUGCAACUUUUUGGCUUGACCACCCAACAGCAGAAGGAGGACUUGCUGACCCAGAAGCGGAGGAAGCGCCGGCGGAUGCUGAGAGAGCGCAGCCCGUCGCCCCCGACGGCGCGGAGCAAGCGGCGGACGCCCUCACCCAGACUGGCGCUGUCCACCCGCUACAGCCCCGACGACAUGAACAGCAGCCCCAACUUCGAGGAGAAGAAGAAGUUCCUGACCAUCUUCAACCUGACCCACAUCAGCGCCGAGAAGAGGAAAGACAAGGAGAGGCUUGUUGAGCUGCUCCAGGCCAUGAAGCAGAAGGCGCUGUCCGCCGCGGUGGCAGACCCGCUCAGGAGCUCUCCGAGGGACAGUCCUGCCGUGUCCCUGAGCGAACCCACCACGCAGCAAGCCUCCCUGGACACGGAGAAGCCCGUGGGCAUCGCCGCCUCCUUGUCUGACGUCCCGAAGGCCACGGAGCCUGGGAGGCUGGAACAGCUCCGGCCUCCAGAGCGCGUCCAAGAGCCAGCUCCUGCCGGCGGUGAGAAGGCCAGGCCGAGUGAGGCCCCCGGGGGCAAGAAGAGCCUGAGCAUGCUCCACUACGUCCGGGGCCCCGCGCCCAAGGACAUCCCCGUGCCACUGUCGCACAGCAUCAAUGGAAAGAGCAAGCCGUGGGAGCCCUUUGUGGCAGAAGAGUUCGCGCACCAAUUCCACGAGUCCGUCCUGCAGUCUACCCAGAAGGCCCUGCAGAAGCACAAAGGAAGCGCAGCCGUGCUGUCGGCGGAGCAGAACCACAAGGUGGACGCGUCCGUCCACUACAACCUCCCCGAGUUGCAGUCCUCCAGCCGCCUGCCUCCGCCCCAGCACAACGGGCAGCAGGAGCCCGCCGCCAGCAGGAAGGGCCCCCUGGCGCAGGAGAUGGACCCCGACUCGGAAGAGGAGGACGACGGGGAGGACGAGGAGGAGGACCCCCCCAGGCGCAAGUGGCAGGGGAUUGAGGCCGUUUUGGAAGCUUACCAGGAACACGUGGAAGAGCAAGACCUGGAGCGGCAGGUGCUGCAGGCGCAGUGCAGGCGGCUGGAGGCGCAGCACUACAGCCUCAGCCUCACGGCAGAGCAGCUCUCCCACAGCAUGGCGGAGCUGAGGAGCCAGAAACAGAAGAUUGUUUCAGAACGGGAGCGACUCCAGGCGGAACUGGAUCACUUACGGAAGUGCCUUGCGUUGCCUGCAAUGCAUUGGCCUAGAGGUUACUUCAAGGGUUACCCGAGGUGACGGUUUCCCUUGCACUAGGCCGAACCUAUAGUAUAGAAAUAUUAUCUAUUUUAUUACCUUGAAUAUUUAAUAUUUUUCACUGGGAGGUUUGACGCUUAAAAAAAAAAGAGAAUGUGCCAUGCAUGAAGCAAAGGAUUCCAGGCUCCAGAAAAAAAGAACGAACUCGCCUUGACUUCAAUGCAGUUGAAUCACCUUUGUAAUUCAGCAAGCAACCCGUGUUAAGACACCCAUAGUUUUUUCCUUUUUAAAGGCGGUUUUAUCCUUUCCCACGUCAUCAUUUUUUAGUCUCAAGAUGAAGGCUCCAUUACCAACACUAAGAUGUGACCACUUCCCAGCCCCCGGGUGCGUAGGGUGGAGCGGACCACCGGGGUGCCGUGUUGUGUGUUGCCAGGUCCUUUGGCCUCAGGAACCCAGGCUGCUCUGGCCGUGGGGUGGCCGGUCUCGCUCCUCCCCAGGAUUGAGACCCGCUCCAGCAGAAGGAAGGUGGGGUGCAUUCUAAGUAAAGGGCUUAUUUGUUUCAGUUAUUUUUCCGCAAAAUUUUCCUCAAAGCAACAGGUCCUAGGAGCACACAAAGCAACAGUACUGAAGCCUCACCCAAAGGCUUUUCCCUGGAAAAGCUCUUACCUAAAGAUAAAAUGAAUCGACAAACUGAAGGUACCUUUUUAUUCCUUCGUGGGGGAAGAUGUACAGAGCUCUAUGUAUACAUUUAUCCACACCCACCCGAUUGUUACUGCGGUGGGGGUGUUUUCAUACAAACGUAAAUUUUGAGAGAAAAGUCAAAGGUGCUUCAGCCUUGUACUGUGUAUAUAUAUUAAAAAACAAAGUUUUGUAUGUUUUUAUUACUUUAAUUAUUGUUAUAAAAAGCCUGCCAUUUUUAAUAUGUGGUUUGGGGGGAUUUUUUUGUUGUUUGUUUUCCUGUUUGGGGGUUUUGUUUGUUUUUGUUUUGUUUUUCUGGGCAAAAAAAAAAAAAAACCCUUGCUUUUAGUGUUUGUACUGCUGCUGGUCAGGACAUUAUUGAAGUGUUUUUAAAAAUUAAAGAAGAAGAAAAGUAAAAAGAGCUUACCACUGGCGCCUACGAGAGCACUUCAUUUUUGAGUUGCACCGGAGAGUGAUGUAGAAAGCCAUGGUUCCUCCUCCCCUCCCCGGGCCCUCCCGGCUCCCGGCCCCCCCCCCCCCCCCCCCCCCCCCCCCCCCCGCCAGCGAGGCUCCCCCGCGGGCGCUGCUGGUCUCCACCUUCACACCGUGAGAAGAACCUUGGAGGAGGGAGCGGCUUCUGUGACAGGGUGCUGAGGUGUCUUAUAGCAGUCUGAGCAGGAGCAGAGUAGAAACUCUAGGGGCUUGAUUUAGAUGCAGAGCUUUGUAGCAGCCUAAAGGCAGGGUGAACCACAUGCGACAGAACCUCUCCUCGGGGACUCACUGUGAGGAGCACAGGAGCCGCUGGAAACGGGGAGAAUCUCAUUAGGGCGAAGCGCGGGGCCGGGGGAGCCCGCCCUCCUUGCCCCGGUUGCUGCCGGUUCAGGCUGCGCUGCAUUUAGAUCAGGAAGGCAGCUCUUGCCCCAGUGGGCCUAAGCAGAGGCCAAAGCAGCCAGUGGUUGGUAUGCCCGGGUGGGGGGUGGCGAGGGGACCCACACACCAGGCCAUGUGCGCCCCUCCGCCCCAGCCUGGGGGCGGGCUGGCUGACCUCCGGGAGGGCCAGGCGCUGUGACCGUGGCCGCGCCCUCAGCCCAGACCUUGGCUGCGCAGAACAGCUUGCUGGCAGAUGGCGUUGUGUCACUUUAUCUGUCCCCACGCAGUUUGCUUUGUAUGCCUGCCAAGAAUCUUCCAGUUAUUAGCAAACUCCGACAAAAAGUGCCGCCAGUAUUAUCAGCAGUCAGCAAGCACUUUCCUCUCUACAGAAACGACUUGAGAACUGAGAGCUGUUCUGGGGGCCUCUUCCCCUGCAGAGACAGGGAGAGCACCAUGUGCCACAGGUGGGGACAGGUGUUUAGAGGGCGCCCCACUGCCAACAGUCAGGGCAAAACAUCACUGAAUUUCUCUUUUUAAAACCUGCUUGCUGUUUCUGAAGGCCUAAGGGUUACAUCUUGGCACUUCCCCCCCGGCAUCCUCCUCCAUCAUAGAAAAUAUCUGGCUGCCUUUGCUCCCGGGCGCUGGUAAAGGGCCUUGGCUAGAAGCAGAGGGAAGACUAGACCUGAAGACAAGAUGGGAAAAGCACAGCCCGACCCGUCAGCACCUGCCGGGGGCCCCGUGGCUGCUGCGUGUUGGCUGGGGAGGAGUCGUGGCACACAGGUUAGAAGGACACCUGCCCAGGGGUGGCAGCUCUGUCCCUGAGCUAGUAUUAGCAGCUUUCUCCUUCGGAGUGGCACCCCCCCCCCCCCCACCGACCUGUGAGAAUCUCUGAAUAUUCUAGGGCUCAAGAAGAAAUAUGACAAUCAGAAUAUAAAUACAGACCAGUAAGGCAACGUGAAGAAAGAAAAAGGUAACAGAGGGUCUUGUGAAAACAAAAGUGUACCUUUCUGAGAGACAGUAUACCCAAUCAUGGGUUCCCCCCCUGGGCCCCCCCCCCCCCCCCGCCAACAGUUUAUAAUCUGAAAACUCUUCUUCUAAAGAACAUAGUAGCAUCAGUCUCUUCAGUUUGGGCUUAAAAGCUGAGACAAAUAUGGAAUCCCUGAAGCUUUUUGUUCAGCUAUUUCACAUUGAGUUUGAAAGACAUAAAGUUCAGAAAUACAGCAAAUUUGCUCUAGAACUGAUUCUGGAACUUUUGUGUCAGUAUUUUUGUGACCUAAAGGAGUUUUGCUAAACUCGGGUACCUGCCAAAGCUGAGUCGUGCGGCUCUGUGCAUUGAAUCAGAGCAGUACAAACAGACCAGAGCUUUCCCCCCACGCUUGGCACUGCACGACCUGAUCAUCUGAAAAUGAGUCUGUUUCAUAGAAACAGGCAAACUGGCAUAAAAUAUCAUAAUCUAUUAUCUCACGUAAGUGACCAAUAGUUUAGUCUAUAUUCUAAAGGUAACGCAACAAUUGGCAGCAUGCAAAGUGCUAAAAAAGAUUAUACCCUCAGGGAAAUUCAAAGAAUAUUAAAAGGAGCCCACACCUUCAGCAAACUAGCAAAGAAUAAUAACAGGUAAACUAAGUCUGUGUGUGGGGUGGCGUUCCAUCAAGUAGCUCACGAUGCUGCCCCAUCUCCAAAUCACAUACCCCGUUUCCCUCUGAGCCAUGGUUUAAGAGUGCAGACAGUUCCAGAGACCCACCACCAGAUGGGGAUGGUUAGCACAGGAAGUUGCUCCUUACAGUGUAGAUUAGCCACUUAGCAGCAGCCCCGUACUCUUCUAGUAAACAAGCUAUUGACGUCACUGCUUGCAGUAGCCUGUUCCCCACCUUCCGAUCCAGUGCUGAACUAGACUCCUCAACUCUGCCCUGAGCCGAGGAGGACCACGCUGCCAGCCCGUCGAGCCGCUCUGCUGUGCCUGUGCUAACUGCCAGGACAGUCAACAGGACUCGGGGGAGGAGGAACGGUGCCUCGGUCACUCUGGGGGCAGUUUAGAUGCUGUGAAAUUAAACCUGUUCUAAGUGUACUUGUUUGAAUUAACUGUAUUGUAAUAUUAUUUGUUGAAUGUAGUAAUUAGGUAUUUAUGAAUAUAUUGCUGUAAUUUCUGACAACAUCCAGAAAAUAAAAUCUUCCUAAAUCA